Lytechinus variegatus (green sea urchin) is the source of this 2413-nucleotide messenger RNA. RefSeq lists its product as uncharacterized. Gene Ontology annotation, molecular function: protein binding. Gene Ontology annotation, biological process: cell-cell adhesion. The coding region runs from base 122 to 1891 and encodes 589 amino acids. The transcript is spliced from 9 exons. NCBI's taxonomy places the organism in Eukaryota, Metazoa, Echinodermata, Echinoidea, Temnopleuroida, Toxopneustidae. The record is from RefSeq and is a predicted model, not a curated record.
UAGGCUACUUCUUCAGUUCACAUAGUUCUGAAGUGCACUCCAGAAGGUAUCUAAUUAUAUCGAAUGCAAUAAUCUUUCACUGAAUAAAAAUUCUUUAGUGUUAGGGUCCUGUCGCUCCAAGAUGUCAUCAUUCUUUUGGGGAACGUUUCUGUGCUUCAUAUUUCUUCAUAUUUUAGGAAGAAAUGAAGUGAUUUCUCAGACCACCAUACGAUCGAAUGCCGGAGAGAUAGCUUACCUUCGUUGCCCCUUCCAGACAACUCCACAGGAGCUGGCCAGGGUCACGUGGACUAAAGAUGGCCGCGAUAAAAUUGUGAACGUCACAGGCUGCACCGGUAAUGCGGUAAUCUCCUGCUCAAUCUCGCGGUCUAUUCCCGAGAAGUACGCGGUAGACACAGCUGGCCGCCUUUCGAGUGGUUUUACACUGACAAUAAGUGACGUAACUCUUGCAGAUGAUGGAAUUUAUGUCUGUAAAGUGGUUAGGAGAGGUGGACUCGAUGACAUCACUUCCAGACUCGCCGUGACAUAUGUACCUACGGAGAUCGCCGUCAUUGACGUCGAAAACGAUGUCGAGGUUUCGAACGAGAGCACGUUGUACGCAGUCGUCAACCGUCCUUACACGCUGAACUGCACCAUUCCAUCUCCAUGCAACCCUCCCGCCAAUAUCACCUGGUCCGCCCCUGAUCUCAAUCCUCAAAUUUCAAAUCAAGCCAAUCACUUCAGCGCUUCUGAUUCUCCAUUAGUGACGUCAUCAAGGACGAUGACGCUUACCGCAUCCUCGGUAGAGUCUAUGAAGGUGGUGCGGUGCACCGCAAUGCAUUAUGGUCUUUCGGCUCCCCUCAGCAUUAGCGCUACUUUUGAUGUUGGCAAUUUACCAGAAAGUCCCUCCAAUUCCGCCAACUGGAUUUCCUCUGUGACUGUGAACUCGUUCAUAGUCACGUGGGUGCAGGGUGCUUCCGGGGGAAAACCCCAAACCUUCACAGUGACCUACUGUGAGGUCUUCAGACCGGACGAGUGCUCGGAGAUUUCCGGAAUCAUACUGACUCGUGUCAGGAUCGACAACCUUCGGCCUUUUACGCUGUACGACAUCACCGUGAAGAGUCACACUGUGUUUGGAUUCAGCGAAGAUAACGAGUUCGUACAAAAGUCAACACGACCUCUGUCACCUUCGGAACUAGGAGUCGAAGGCGUUUACAGCAGCCAGCGCGGCGGGAGCGUGGAUGUCCAAGCGAACAGCAACAGUACUACUCUCCCAAACGGUCUCUGCUUUCAUCUCAUCGACCAGCAGGCACUCAAUCAGGCCGACGCAGCGGCCCAGGACUGUGUCGGCGUCGGUGAAUACCUGAUUGUUCCACGCGGACGGUCAUGGAAAAAUAUGGCGCUUGUAAGCUACGGAAACGGUGUGUCCAGCGAAUCUUCGAAGAUUACAGGAGCGGAAACAGUAAUCGGUCUCCCAAUCAUCAUUGGAGCCUCUGUUGGAGGCGCAGUGCUUCUUUUAAUGAUCAUAGUGGCCAUAUACUGCAUGAGGAAGGGUCGUUCUUCGAUGGAAGUGGGAGCGAACCGUCGGCUACCCCCUCAGCCGCAGCAAACUCGCCAGCCACCAAGGCGUGACCAAAUGGACAGCGUGCCAGGAUACGAACCACCGUCUUACUACGGGAUUAAGUACCAGGAGGUGGGAGACCAACCUGACAGGGUUAGCCCAGUGGGUGACCUCUACGCUACCCACCACUCCUACCAAGAUGCCCAACAUCCACCGGAAGGACCAUCAGAGAUACCACUGGAGGCUCGGGGCAAUGGCCUGUAUUACAGCCGUAACAUCGCCAUGGGUAACAAUAAAGAGGUCACCGAAAGAUACGGCUACAUGGAACCGUCUAGGACAGAUGCUACCAACUGAGGAUAAAGCCCUCCCCCCGAAGCCAACGUGUUCUUGAGAUCAUUGGGUUUAUCCACCUUUUUAUUGUCAACAUUUUUAAUUAAAGAAGCGAAAAUCUUUAUAGUGAUAUAUAUUGUAUAAAUUUUAACUUGAAUAUAGAUGAAAAGACACAUUUUGGUAUGAUUUGGAGACUCCUCAAAAUUUAGACCCAAUAUGACAGGUUUCAUUUAUAACGUUACACGCGUAAAUGCUGUCCUCACUCUAACAUUGGAAUCUCUGCCCCCCCCCCCGCCGCUUUUCCAACGUUGGCGGCCUCGUCAACAUUGAAAUCUUUACCGAAGGUUAUGUUUUUUUAAAUGUCGUCAUAACUUAGCAAGUUUAUCGACUUAGUUCAUGAAACUUGGACAUCAGGGCAAUCAAGUAUCAUUGAUCAUUUCGCACAAGUUUUAGUUCGCAUGGUCAAAGUCAACUGUCAUUUAGGGUUAAUGAAUAUAAUAUUUCUUUAUCAUAUGAAUGGUAUUUUUUUGUGAAUAGUCAUUUCCC